CACUGAUAAUACACACACACCACUACUACUUUCACUUGUUCUGUUCUACUAUAUCCUCAAUAUACAUGAUGGAUAAUUCCAAGAAAUCCCCCUUGAAACCAUGGAAGAAAGGGCCAACCAGAGGCAAAGGUGGCCCUCAAAAUGCUUCGUGUGAGUAUCGAGGUGUUCGUCAAAGAACAUGGGGGAAAUGGGUUGCUGAGAUAAGAGAGCCAAAGAAAAGAACCAGACUCUGGCUUGGUUCUUUUGCCACGGCUGAAGAAGCUGCCAUGGCUUAUGAUGAGGCUGCAAGGAGACUCUAUGGACCAGAUGCAUACCUUAAUCUUCCACACAUGCAAACACACUCCAAUUCAACUAUGAAAACUGGAAAGUUCAAGUGGUUGCCUUCAAAGAAUUUCAUUUCAAUGUUUCCUUCUUGUGGAUUACUCAAUGUAAACGCUCAACCUAGCGUUCAUUUGAUCCAUCAGAGGCUACAAGAGUUUAAGCAGAAUGCAGUUGUUGCAAGUCAAUCAUCAUUUUCUAGUUCAUCUAAUGAUCCAAAGGCAGAAGAAAUUCAGAAAGUAGACAGCAAGAAGAGUCAUACAGAAGAUCCUUUGCCAAAGGAAACAAUCGUUCAAACAUCGGCAAAUAAGAUGCUUGGAGAUCUUCAGGAGGAGAAACCACAGAUAGACCUAAAUGAGUUUCUUCAACAGAUGGGAAUACUGAAAGAAGGAUCACACUCUGAGCAAACUGAGAGUUCAGGAAGUUCAACAGUGCAUGAAGUUUUGCCAAGAGAUGAUAAUGAUCAAUUAGGAAUAUUUUCAGACAUGAGUGUUAAUUGGGAGGCAUUGAUCGAGAUGCAUGAAUUUGCGGGUAUUGAGGAAUCAGAAGCCACCCAUCUUGAAGCAUAUGACCCGAAUGACCACCUUAAUUUCUCAACUUCCAUUUGGGACUUUUAAGAAACUUAGCUGAUUUGUCAAGAAACGAGGAACCACCUUAGCUAGCUUUUAUGGACUUGAAAUCUAGUUAGAAUUAGAUAUGAUAUUCCCUCUAGCCUUAAAUAUAAGCAAAAAAUUACAUGUAUUUGAUCUAAAUUUGGACUAAAUACACAUACUUUUUUGCUUAUAGUUAAGGUCGUAGGGAGUACUACUUAGUAGUAACUAUGCCUAAGCUAUAGAUCAGAUGGUUUUGGUUCUGCUAGUACUCAAUUGUUGUUUGACUUAUGUGUGACGAAUUUCAAUUUAUUGACAGCAAUGUAAGAGUAGGAAAAUAGCCAGGAGGGAGCUUGUUUUAGUAGUAGUAGUAGCAGCAAAGACCAUGUCACACUCACGCAAUAAUUUAACAAAUUUAAGAUUUUGACAGUAUA
Medicago truncatula (barrel medic) is the source of this 1342-nucleotide messenger RNA. RefSeq names its product dehydration-responsive element-binding protein 2F. Gene Ontology annotation, biological process: positive regulation of DNA-templated transcription; response to stress. Lineage: Eukaryota; Viridiplantae; Streptophyta; Magnoliopsida; Fabales; Fabaceae. The transcript has a single exon. The record is from RefSeq and is a predicted model, not a curated record. Bases 66 to 935 code for a protein of 289 amino acids. Gene Ontology annotation, molecular function: transcription cis-regulatory region binding; DNA-binding transcription factor activity. Gene Ontology annotation, cellular component: nucleus.